AACUGCAGCUACUCAUAUUUGCUCCUUUCAUCAAAGCGCCCCUUUCCGCGCAUUGUUUCGUGGAUCAGCUGUGCAUGGAUCUAAAACCCCACCCGAUUAGGAAGGAAAGAAGGAAAAAAAAAAGCAAUAAUGACCGCAAGAAAAUAAGAGGCUUUAAAAACAAUUAACAUUCUGUAAGGCGUAAAAUCAAAACACCGCCGUUUAUAUUGCGAUCCUUGAGGACUGAAACGGGUUACAUCUUCGCAUUCCUCCCAUUUGAUCGCAGCGGCGGUGAAGACAUUCAGUCAGUUGAUAUUUUGCUACCCUAGCCACUCUCUCAAGAUGAUAGCCCUUUUUAACAAGCUGUUGGACUGGUUUAAACAGUUAUUUUGGAAGGAGGAGAUGGAGUUGACACUGGUCGGUCUGCAGUAUUCGGGGAAAACCACCUUCGUCAACGUAAUAGCGUCAGGGCAGUUCAGUGAGGACAUGAUUCCUACAGUGGGCUUCAACAUGAGGAAGAUCACCAAGGGCAACGUCACCAUUAAGCUGUGGGAUAUCGGGGGUCAGCCUCGAUUCCGGAGCAUGUGGGAGAGAUACUGCAGAGGAGUCAGUGCCAUUGUUUACAUGGUCGAUGCUGCAGACCCAGAGAAGAUUGAGGCCUCGAAGAAUGAACUGCACAACCUCCUAGACAAACCCCAGCUACAGGGGAUCCCAGUACUGGUUUUGGGGAACAAAAGAGAUAUUACGGGUGCCUUGGAUGAGAAGGAGCUGAUUGAAAGGAUGAACCUGUCAGCCAUCCAGGACAGAGAGAUCUGCUGUUACUCAAUCUCCUGCAAGGAAAAAGACAACAUUGACAUCACACUACAGUGGCUGAUCCAGCAUUCCAGAACCAGGAGGACAACAACAUGAGGCCUCAACUUACUGGAUGACCCCCCCCCCCCCCCCCCCCCCCCUCUCCCCUCCAGGACCACAACUCCAAGACCAACCGUACCCCUCCUUCUCAUCUGCUCUCUCCUCUCCCCCUCCUUUCCCUCCGCUCCUCCCUUCUCUCAUCGCCCUGGUUCCAUUUCUAGUCCCUCCGUUUCACUCCUACCCUCUUGGUGUACACAGAUCUGAGAGGAUUGGAUAGGUGUGAGCAAUAUGGCCGAAUAUGGAGCCAUCACCACAAUGCUUCUAAAUCUCCAAUCUUCUCGGAUCUGCGUACAUGGAAUGAGUAGAGGCUAAGAGGGGCUGUCCUGUCAUCCUCAGCUCUCCUUCCUUUUUUUUCUUUCUUUUUUUAUGUAUGAGAUCCCUGCAUUUUACUCUUUAAAAACACCCCCCCCUCGCCCCCCCUACCUGAUUCCGUUCUUGUAAAGAGUGUGAAAAAUUAUGAUUUGCACUGUUUGAAUUGUUUUGGUAUGCAUUUUUUACACUUCAGACUGGAUAAUGUUGACUCUUGACAGUCACCCACUGAGUAGUUAUUGUUUGCAUUGACUUAUUUUUUUUAAUAUAUACUAUACUUGUG
Messenger RNA from Salvelinus namaycush (lake trout), 1483 nucleotides. RefSeq names its product ADP-ribosylation factor-like protein 8A. The transcript is spliced from 7 exons. The record is from RefSeq and is a predicted model, not a curated record. Lineage: Eukaryota; Metazoa; Chordata; Actinopteri; Salmoniformes; Salmonidae. Bases 322 to 888 code for a protein of 188 amino acids. Gene Ontology annotation, biological process: protein transport; anterograde axonal transport. Gene Ontology annotation, cellular component: lysosomal membrane. Gene Ontology annotation, molecular function: GTP binding; GTPase activity.